CACUGCAUCAGAAGUUGUGUUUGCAGAGCAGUAUGAGGGAGCACUGACUAAGUUACAGAGUUUUCAGUCUCAUGGUAGUGAGGCUUUCACCAAACCUAGUGCCAGCACCAGACAGGGCCUAGGGGCUGUGAGGAAAGCAGCGGAGGCAGGUGUAGCUAAAAUGACCAUAUCCGGCAUUGUAGAUCAACUUCUGUUGUCACAGAACCUGCCUCAAUUCAGCCAGGACUUAUUGGAAGCCGUGAAGUCUCAAGGAGCAUCCAGUAUGUUUUCUAGUCACAUCAAGGCUGAGGAUAUUCCAUGUAUGAUAAUGCUGGAUUUAGCAUGCUGUGGCUGCAAGUCAUGGGAGACCUGCAGCAGUAUGCUGAAUAUGGCAAAUAAAAGACUGAAUGGAGAAGGGAACACCAGACAUGUUCAUCUUGGCGACUCUUCUAAAGAUGCUGUCAAAUCUUCGAAGCAUGAAGUGCAGUUGAAGGGCAUGAUGGGUUUCUUGGACCAGUUAACCAAGCUUCACACCCAAGGCACAACAGAAGGAAUGGCUCCUCAGGGGAAGGUAGAGGGCAGCACUAUGUAUGUCAAACAGAGCGCUAAUCAGUGUCUGACAUCUGCAGCCCUGCCUCUGGACCUGACAUCAUUUCAGCUCUACUUUGCUGCAGUCAUGGAUUUAGAUAAGGGAGUGGAAGGUGUGGAAAAGGCAUUGGAAAAUGCUGCAAGAUUGGAAAGAAAAGCAGCAUUUAGUGGAAAAAAGAAAGUGAAACUGAAACCUGUCACUCAUAGCAGCAUGAAGCUGUUAAUGACACACCAUAAGCAACUGGUUCCUGUAGCUGGACUACAGGCUUACUUUCUCAGGGAUCAAAAUAUGAGCAGUAAUACAAACUACCUAUUUACUCUGUACAACCAUGUUAAGCAGUUGGCCUUUUUAGUAGCAGAGUGCGAAAGCAUAGAAACAGUGGAUCCAAGGGGCAAUUACUUCAAAAUGUUACAAGAGGGGCCAACUCAGAUUCUUGGAAAGCUCAUGUUUGGGAAGAAAAUGCCACCCACUAGACUUGAAGUAGUUGCCAAGAAGAUGAAACUAAAUCUGACUCGUGUAAUAGUGAAAAACUGCUGUCCUGACAUUCCCUGCAGGUAUCCUGUUGCCGGUGUCAUGCAAGGUAAA
This is a messenger RNA of Lingula anatina, 1153 nucleotides long. RefSeq names its product zinc finger FYVE domain-containing protein 26-like. NCBI's taxonomy places the organism in Eukaryota, Metazoa, Brachiopoda, Lingulata, Lingulida, Lingulidae. Gene Ontology annotation, biological process: regulation of cytokinesis; mitotic cytokinesis; double-strand break repair via homologous recombination. Gene Ontology annotation, cellular component: midbody; centrosome; lysosomal membrane. Gene Ontology annotation, molecular function: phosphatidylinositol-3-phosphate binding; metal ion binding. The record is from RefSeq and is a predicted model, not a curated record.